AUGCCGCAUUCGUUGGCCACGUUCAAGCCUCUGGUGAGCCAGCUCGUGCAGAGCUUGGCGGUCCCACCGCCGCCGAGCGGCAAGAUGCGUCCCCCCGCUGCGCCGCUUACGCAGUCGCAGCUGGAGGCCCUGCUCCUUCACCUCACGGAUGUCGAAUUCACAUCGGACGCGGCGCACUAUGCGCAGAUCGGUGCGGCCCUCACGGCCCUGCGCAUGAGCGGGCUGGAUCGCGAGCCAUCGACGCUCGUGUUCAUGCGCGACCAUUUUCUCGCGCAGGUAGCGCCGAUCGCCAUCCCAGAGCUGCCGGCGUCGCCCCACACGGACUACCGUGGCUGGGUAGACAUGGUCGGCACGGGCGGCGACGGCCAAGACUCGUUCAACGUGUCGACUACGGCAUCGUUCGUGGCAGCGGGUGUGGAUGGCAUGCAUGUGUGCAAGCAUGGCGGCAAGGCAUCCUCGUCGUCGUCCGGCUCUGCUGAGCUGCUAUUCUCGCUAGGGCUGCCGCUGCUCGACGUGCCGGCCACUCAGGCAGCGACACUCCUUGGCCAGAGUUCCUGCACCUUCUUCCUAGCUCCCUUGUUUCACCGCGCGAUGAUGCCGCUCGCUCCCAUUCGCUCGGCGCUGGGGUUCCCGACGCUCUUUAAUAUCCUGGGCCCCCUCAUGAACCCUGCGCGCCCCCAGCGUGGCGUGUAUGGCGUGCACAGUUCCGGCCUCGGGCCCCUGUACGCCGAGACGCUGAAGCGGACAGGCAUGGAGCACUUUUGGGUCGUCUGUGGCCAGGAAGGCCUCGAUGAGGUGAGCCCCGCCGGCCCGACCGACGUGUGGGAGGUGCGCGACGGCGCGAUUGAGCACCGCAUUGUGCGUCCAGAGGACUUUGGGCUGCCGCCGCAUCCACUCGAUGAGGUACGCUCCGGCACCGCCGCACAGAAUGCUGCCGUUGUCCUGGAGCUAUUUACACUUGGCCACGAGCCGGCGCCAGGCCGACUGAUCGAGGCGCGGCGUGUCUCAGCGGCCCCGCCAGGCUCCCAGCUCGAGGAGAUCCCUGCGGGUACCAAUCUGCGUGCCCUGUGGGACUAUACGUUGCUGCAGGCCGCUGCGCUGCUGUACGUGGCAGGUCAGGGCGGAGGCGAUCCCCGGGCGUGCACCGCACUGGCGCGCCAAUCGCUCGUGACCGGACGCGCACUGCACGCACUCGAUCAUCUGCGCACACUGAUGCACCAGCUUCGUUCGUCCACGACUUGUCCCUAG
Molecule: messenger RNA, 1248 nt
Organism: Malassezia sympodialis ATCC 42132
Lineage: Eukaryota; Fungi; Basidiomycota; Malasseziomycetes; Malasseziales; Malasseziaceae
Gene: TRP4
Product: anthranilate phosphoribosyltransferase
Biological process (GO): L-tryptophan biosynthetic process
Cellular component (GO): cytosol
Molecular function (GO): anthranilate phosphoribosyltransferase activity
Source: RefSeq, a predicted model, not a curated record